UCAGCGGCAUCAGUAAAAAGCUCAUUUAUUUACGCGCAAAAUUCAAGUUUCGCGGUGGUUGGUGGCUAUGAAGUCAAUUGACAGCUUGUCGGAAUACGGGAAGUCUUAUACAUACUUAGACAGUGCUAGAGAUGAGUAUUAUGAUCGUCUGAAGUUCAGAAUCGAGAAGCGAAACUCUGAAUACUCACACCAACCUUUUUUGUGGGAGGACUUGGAAAAUCUCCGUCUACGGGAUCCUGAGGUGUCACAUCUUGGGAAUAUUUCAUGCGAUGCAAGUGAAAACAGUAAAGACGAUGAAAUUGCGGUAGAUGGCCCUGUCAAUCAUCCUGAUGACGCAGUGACAGACGAAGGUUUGAAUGAGUUUGCUGACAUCACAACUUCGUUGUCUAGGUGAUGGACAGGAAGUGGAUGAAGGCAGUAUUAACCAAAAUAAGAAAGAAGUUGGCAUUCAAACUCAGAGGCUGUGUCUCCAGAAGACGAUUGAGCAACCCAAAGCUUUCGUACCUUAUGCUAUUGGUGGUUCACCCGGUCCGACGUCUGGUGUAAAGAGGACAUUUAACGUUAAGUCCGAAAGAGACGUUUAUCCCUCUGCCGUUCGAGCUGGAAUUCGUCGAAGAGAAAGGCUGAUGGGUUUGGAUCAGAUUAAUUCAUCAAACUCCAAAAGGUCUUCUGAAGUUAUUGCACCAAAAUCACGUCUUUCGAAAAAUAAAACCAGCCCUCUGUGCAAAACUGACAAGAAAUAUGUGCGUGUUCCGCAAAAAUCAGCUAUAGGGACUGUCAAUACAUCCCGAUUAUCUGGUUCGGCUGCUUCGUAUUCUGAUCUGAGUAAUAACGGUCCGCAACGUGAGAAUACAUGGACUUCUGAGUACAUUCAAAGAUAUCCAUUAUAUCCAUCCUCAGUGUAUGUCCGUAGUGCAUCUGUCGCUGCAGGUCGUUGUCGUCCACUUUCUUUUUCACACAAACGACCAUCAUCUUCCUUCCCAGAAAGUUUGGUUCCAUCUACACCAGUACUGUUAAGUUGUCGUGGUUCGAACCCUGCUCCUAGAAGUAGUCGGGCAACUCGCUGUGAUAUUUGCUCAUUUGUAGAUCCCAGUGGGAAAUGUGCACGUCCGUUGCUUCGCGCACAUUAAAAAUUAAUAAGUCAUAUCUCUGCCAUGUUUACAGCAACGAUUUUUAUCUAAAGUAUAUACUAUGUUUCUUUCACCCAUUCCAGUUUGCUUUUAUGGACACAUCAUUUUUUCCUCAUCCACGAAAUAAUUUUAGUUUUUUCAACUAUGCACCAGACAAUCUAAGCUGUUAUGUCAAUAAUAACACAGAUUCAACUUUGAUAUAUAUAGAACAAAUAUAUUGUAUAUUUGGCAUGUUAUUUACUUCUGUUUUCUAUGUCCUGCAUGUUUGUGUACGAUAAUAAUUGUUUAGCAUUUUGCAGCCUUAGUUCAUAUUUUCAGAAGUGUUUGUAGCCCUUUUUCAGUAUGUGUUACGGUAGACUAAUUCAUAUAUAUAUAUAUAUAUAUAUA
This is a messenger RNA of Trichobilharzia szidati, 1517 nucleotides long. The record is from the annotation of a GenBank genome assembly. NCBI's taxonomy places the organism in Eukaryota, Metazoa, Platyhelminthes, Trematoda, Strigeidida, Schistosomatidae.